UUGCCACAGACAAUCGGACCGAGUCGGGUCGAAUUUGCCGCCAUCUUCUUCUAUGCCCCAAAGCAUUUCGAAUCUCUUCCUACGCUAAUGGCCACGGUGACGAAACUGAACCUGAAGGAGGAGACCGGCGACUGUCACCGCCUUGAGGCGGAGCAGAGUGAAGCUCCGGCGGAAAUUAGCGAUUCUAGAACAAAAAGAGUAGUUGAAUUAGGAAAUGGAAGCGAAGUAAUAUACAUGCCUAGGUUCCUAAAUUACGAUCAGUCAUGGGAUUUUUUAGAAUACCUUAACAAAAAUAUACCAUGGAAUCGUCCAACGAUUCGCGUCUUCGGUCGAUCUUGUGUCCAGCCAAGAGACACUUGUUACGUGGCAAGUGAAGGAUUACCACAACUAGUUUACAGUGGAUACCAGCCUCAUGCAUAUUCUUGGGAUGAAUUUCCUCCGCUUAAGGAUAUUCUCGAUGCUGUCCAUAAAGCUUUUCCAGGAAGUCGUUUCAACAGCUUAUUACUGAAUAGGUACAAGGGAGGCGAUGACUAUGUAGGUUGGCAUGCUGAUGAUGAGAAACUUUAUGGACCAACUCCAGAAAUUGCUUCUCUUUCCUUCGGAUGUGAACGUGAAUUCUUGCUGAAAAAGAAGCCAGAUAAAACAUCCCGAGGUAAAAACACCAGUGGUGAAUCUCCCAGAAAGCGAUUGAAGAAGGAUGCCUUUCCAGACAAACACUCGUUUGUCCUAAAACAUGGUUCAUUGCUGGUAAUGAGAGGUUAUACUCAACGGGAUUGGCUUCAUUCAGUGCCUAAACGUGUAAAGGCAGAUUCAUUACGCAUUAAUCUCACCUUCAGACUUGUUCUUUGAACAAUCAAUGACACUAUCAAUGCAUCUCUUUCAUUGUUUAUACCUGGGGGUUGGAAAUCUUAUGCAGUGCAGUUAGCAACAAAAGGAAUGCGAUUUUGAGCCUGUGCUUGAUGAAAAUUACUAGUACUAGAUAUUGGUUUUUUCUUAUACUAAUGAGGAAUGUGUUUGAUGCAGCAAUUUACUCAUGCUCAGAUAAUGCACUGUGAAGGUACGUUUCUAUCCUAUGAACUAUGAAGGUACGUUUCUGAAAAUUAAUAACUACUUAUAAAGAUUCAACAUUUAUUUAAACCAACCCAAUAAGUAUCAAAAACCUCAACAAAUAAACACAAUAUCUAAUUAUAAGCUAGCGUACCUCAAGAGGCACAAUUAAGAGACCAGGCAAGACACAAGAAGCGACGGCUUUAGCUGCAUCGUCUAUAGAUAACAUUUCCACAAGAGCAUAGCGUAUCUUCUUAGAACUCGAACUCAUGAUUACAUGUUCAACUUUGCCAAAAUUACUAAAUAACUCUUUCAAUUUUUGGCAAGUAUAAUCUUCACUGCUUUUACUCCAUGAUACCUUAAGCACUUUUUCCUUGUCAACACACAUAUCUGAUGACACUUUCUUCGAAAGCAAUAGUUCACGAAUCCUAGCAAUUUCACCUAGAAGUUUUAUAGCAGUUCGUUCCUCUUCUUCUAAUCGAGCCAAAUUGAUAUCUGGUACAAAUAUAUGUUCUGGGACUGGCAUAGUCUUUCUACGCUUCGAAUCUUGUUGUUGUUGUUGCUGCUGCUGUUGUAGUUGGAUCAUCUCAUCAAAUAACUUCCUCUUUUUGUGAUCUUUGAGAAUGUCAUAGGAAGCCUUGAGUUUUUGAAAACUUAAGUGAGCGUUAAUUGGAUCAUGGAGUCUCUUGUCUGGAUGCAAUUCUAAUGCUUUCUUUCGAUAAGCUUUCGAUAUAUCGAUUUCAGAAAGCUUUGCCCCUUCCUUACCGGAGGGUAAAUCCAAAGCAUUAUAAUGAUCAACUUCAAUAUCCAUGGUAGAACCCUAAUUUCUAAAUAUUUAUUUAUUAUUAGGAGGAUUCAUAAACAGACUUGUUCUAUUUAUAGGUUUCGAAUUUAUUUUUCUUAAAACCCUAUAAUGACUCCAACUACCUUGUUAUUUCGAUUCCUAAUAAGUUUAGGAAUUCUAUACUACUCUCCCCUUCAUUUUUAUCUAA
Messenger RNA from Solanum lycopersicum (tomato), 2039 nucleotides. Its product is annotated as DNA oxidative demethylase ALKBH2. The record is from RefSeq and is a predicted model, not a curated record. Lineage: Eukaryota; Viridiplantae; Streptophyta; Magnoliopsida; Solanales; Solanaceae. Gene Ontology annotation, biological process: DNA alkylation repair; DNA repair. Gene Ontology annotation, molecular function: cytosine C-5 DNA demethylase activity; ferrous iron binding.